AUGGACUUCCUCGCUCUGUCGUGGCAGGUCCUCUUGGCUAUUUUGAUAAAUUUUUGCGGGAUAGAGGAGGCUGUGAGGUUUACUAACGGCCCCACUGAGUGGGGAAUGCUCUGCAACCUGAACGCGGCAGAACUCGAUCCGGAAAAUAUGGAGACUCAGAGGGACAGUAAGGACGGUGUGCCUCUCCUUUAUGCUAGUCUCAGCGGACUAAUAAAAUCGGCCGCCAAAAACCCUCCCAAUGGAUCAGUUUAUGCAAAGCCAUGCUGUUUUCCCGAAACUUGGGAGUCAGGUUUCAUCGUCCACACACGCCGCAUCGGUCGUCGCUCCCGGGGAGACCUCAGUCACUUCAGGAUUCUUAGGCGGCCGGAACUAAACUCCAUGGAGGCGGUUAUGGUGAUUGGGCAAAGCGUAAUGGCCACUAGUCUCUGUGCCAAUUAUACUGGUGACCGCCUCGAAACCUGCCCCACAGACACUGCAGCUUGCCUCGAAGUGCCCCAUCUUGGGGAGCCACGUUGUGUCUCCGAGGCUACGGGAUUCCAUUACAUGCCCAGAGGUGAUCGCACCCAAGAAGUUUGGUUCACGGACUCACGCAUCCCCACUGGUGGAAUUCGUCGUCAUAUUUAUACUUUCGACCGUCGUUACGGCCUCUGCCAGCUGAAAACUUACCAGCUCCUCACGGGCCAGUACAUUGAUGCCAAACGAAGUUGCCGGAUGAUGUUUCUAGAAGAUCGGCUCUUCCUACCCAUGGGGGGCUCAUUUAAAAUUGACUUCCAACACGCGUUAGAUAAAGAUCUUUUCAACUGCAAGACUUCCCGAUGA
Spirometra erinaceieuropaei is the source of this 819-nucleotide messenger RNA. NCBI's taxonomy places the organism in Eukaryota, Metazoa, Platyhelminthes, Cestoda, Diphyllobothriidea, Diphyllobothriidae. The record is from the annotation of a GenBank genome assembly.